This is a messenger RNA of Mesorhabditis belari, 1251 nucleotides long. The record is from the annotation of a GenBank genome assembly. NCBI's taxonomy places the organism in Eukaryota, Metazoa, Nematoda, Chromadorea, Rhabditida, Rhabditidae.
AUGAUUCGCCGGUCGAUUUUUGAAAAUGGAAAACGCUGGCUGUCAACUAGACGAUUUUAUUCAACAGCGACCCCUUCAAUUGAGAAGCACCCGGAUGCAUUGAAACGAUUUAUUGUGGACAAAAUCAAGUCAACCGGGCCAAUUACUGUGGCUGAAUACAUGAAACUUGCCGUCAGCUCACCUAGUGUUGGAUAUUAUUCCCGAUUCUCUGAACGAAAACAGGUUUUUGGUGAAAAGGGUGAUUUCAUUACGGCUCCAGAAUUAACACAAAUGUUUGGCGAACUGAUUGGAAUUUGGUGUUAUCACGAGCUGGCCAACACAGGUUAUACUGGGGAUUGGUUUCUCGUCGAAAAUGGCCCAGGUACAGGUCAAUUGAUGUUUGAUGUCCUUUCGUCUCUGCACAAAUUUCAAGAAAAGAAAGUCUCAAUUCAUCUCGUUGAAACUGCAAAUGCUCUAAUUGAUGCUCAGGAGAAAACGUUAUGUGGAUCCAACUCACCCAAUCUUGAUUCAAAUGCGGCUUAUAUUCGAAAAAAUCAAACAACUAAUGGCUUUCCAAUCUUCUGGUACAAUAACAUUGAUGAUAUACCUGGAAACUUCUCGGUUUUUAUCUCUAAUGAAUUUUUGGAUGCCCUUCCAAUACAUCAGUUUCAGAAGUGUUCGAAAUGGCAUGAAAUUUAUGUGAAUUUGAACCAUGCGAACGAGCUUAUUUUUAUGAUAUCUCCCGGUGAAAACUUACACACUAGAGGACUUCUACCAGAAAAUGUUCGUCAGUCGGAGAAACAAAUUUGGGAAAUCGCUCCAGAAGCAGGAAUUUAUGUGAAUCAAAUUGUGGAAAGAAUGGUUUCUUUUGGUGGCUUUGCUCUGAUAAUCGAUUAUGGACAUGAUGGCACCAGAGAUACCUUUUCUUUGCGAGCUUAUAGCCAACACCAAGAGACCGAUCCGCUGUUGAACCCAGGCCAAGUGGACAUGACAGCCGAUGUCAACUUUGGAUAUUUACGAUCUCUUGUAGAUGAUCGUUCGCUUGUAUUUGGACCGCAAACGCAAAGAGAAUUCUUUGGGCAACUUGGCAUUCAGCAUCGUCUUAUGCAACUCCUGAAAUCUUGUAACGAACGGGAAAAGCAAGAAGAUUUAAUAAAGGGAUACAAUUAUCUUCUCGGAGAAAUGGGAGAACGCUUUAAAGUUUUGUCACUUUUUCCAAAGACACUUCAAAGCAUCAUGGAAAAAAGAAAAGGACCUGCUGGAUUUGCAAAA